CAAAUUUUUUUCAAAAGUGACUUCGACUAUUGUUGUACAGCAUCGGUUCUCUGCUUUACUCUCUUCGUCUCACCUUAGCGUUUCCGUUUUUUCUCUCUCUCUUUCUCUCUCUCUCUUCUUUCUAUCACCCAUGUCGGUCGUAUUACGCUCAGCUUCUGGUCCCUUGAACGAUAUCACUUUGAAAAAGCAACUGAGCGUAGAUCGUUCAUCUUGUAUUAAAUCAAAAACAUCGAACCCUAGUGUGCCUGCUGCCGCUCGUUCAAAGACUUCAAGUUUACCACUGGCACUUUCAACACAGGAAACUAGCCCGCUAGCUGAAUCCAAGCCUUGCUCGAAACGAAAGCCUUUGAAGGACAUUACUCUCAAAGUAUGUCAUAAGCUGCCACUAAGCGUCGCUUCAUGCCACACCAGCCCUGCUGAACCAGAUGUCGACUUCACUAUUUAUGUGGAUGUCCCGCCCACGCAACAGCAGCCGCAACCUAAAACAGACAAGUCCACCCAGGUACAAAUCGUCCAAGUGGUUACACCCAAAUCGGAUAAAACAGUUGAUGAAGGUACCCUUGGCAAAGAAAAUAUCGCUCCGACUACCAUAUCCGUUGCGCAAAAGAAGAAUGACAACCUGCUUAUGACCGUCGACAAGUCACUAAAGACCACCAAGAAACAGCCAACAAAGAAGCAACCGUCGUCUCAAUCAAAUAAAAGUUCAUCCGAUGCUACAGCACUCAAGCGUAAACGCAGGACAACCUUGACUAUGGAAGUUUCCACAUCGACAAAGCGAGCCUCUCUUCGAAUGAUGCGAUAAUUAUCAUGUCUCUCGACACCUCAACCAUCUUGCACUAUUAUUUAACUGACCGGAAACGAAAGAGCACUCUACCAAAAAAAAAACCACCCCCAACCUUUGCAUGCUUAUUUGGCGCGCUACCCUGUACAAUUUU
Molecule: messenger RNA, 935 nt
Organism: Umbelopsis ramanniana AG
Lineage: Eukaryota; Fungi; Mucoromycota; Umbelopsidomycetes; Umbelopsidales; Umbelopsidaceae
Exons: 2
Coding region: 131-802 (223 amino acids)
Source: RefSeq, a predicted model, not a curated record